CGUACGGUAUCAGUUACACUCUCACUGAAUGCCUUCAGGCACUUCAUACCUCUUCAGCUUCACACUGACUGAGACCUGCAGAGCGACAGCACCGACCGACCAACCAUGGCAGCCAGGAAAGUGUUUCUCAUCGCAGCUCUGUGUUCACUCGUCAUCCUCGUCACCUUCACUGGCACCACAGAGUCAGCCAGCUGUUGCCUGAGGUACGUCAAGCGUCCGUUGCCUUGUAGACGACUUCUUGGCUACACCAUCCAGAACAUCAACACUGCCUGUGAUAUCAAUGCCAUCAUAUUUCAUGUUCCUGGUCGGUUCGUGUGCGGCAACCCUAACAUGAAGUGGACUCAGAGGGCGAUGAAGUGUGUGGAUGAAACAAGGAGGCCAGUCAAUCGCAUUCCAAAAGAGGAAACUUCUGCUGCCCCAAAGCUGACAUAAACUGUUUUUCCAGAGAAAAAAAAAAGAGAAGAAAAACAGCCCUAACUUCAUAGUAUUUCCUCACAUUCUGCAUUCAGAUCUUGAAAUUACCAUAUCAGGGGCUGUCUAGUGAUUAUUUGUGAUCUUUUCUUAUAUUUGUUCUGUUUUAUAAACAGGGAAGUGUAGUAUUCUUAAUACAGACUAAGCUGUAGUUGUAGAUAUGGUGCAUAAAAGAACAAAAAAGAAGGAAAACAAUAUUUUUGGAAAAUAUUUUUAAUGUAUUUUUUUGAUGUUUAUCAGGUCUGACUUUAUAUUUUUUUAGAGAUGAAGUCAGAAACCCACUUCUCAUAAAGUGAGAGUUUUUACUUGUAAUUGAUUUUUAUCAAUGGAUUUAUUAGAACAAUUUUUGAGAAUACACAUGAUGGACAAACAGUCACAUAUUGUGCCAUUUAAAUGUCAUUUUACUUCAUGAUAACUCAGUAUUACAAGAAAUACAAAAUAUCAAUGCGAACUUGUUGCACAGAGGAGGUAAAGCUUCCCUUUUAUUCCACUUUGAAAUAGCUUAAUUCCACACCGUCUUCUUCAGAGCUCUUGCUUCAUUCAGUGCAAACAUUGUACUAUUUUGCAUCAUUAAAUAUUUCCCCCAAAUGUAACUGAACAAAUUUAGCAUCUUUGCAAAUUUUUGGAAUUUAAAAAUAAAGUUUUGUGGGUUUGAACAAA
Amphiprion ocellaris (clown anemonefish) is the source of this 1131-nucleotide messenger RNA. RefSeq names its product chemokine (C-C motif) ligand 20b (gene ccl20b). Bases 106 to 432 code for a protein of 108 amino acids. Gene Ontology annotation, molecular function: chemokine activity; CCR chemokine receptor binding. Gene Ontology annotation, biological process: inflammatory response; positive regulation of ERK1 and ERK2 cascade; lymphocyte chemotaxis. The transcript is spliced from 4 exons. Gene Ontology annotation, cellular component: extracellular region. NCBI's taxonomy places the organism in Eukaryota, Metazoa, Chordata, Actinopteri, Pomacentridae. The record is from RefSeq and is a predicted model, not a curated record.